AUGGAUAAUUUAAAGAAAGCAUAAAAGCUUAUAAAAUUUGGAUAAAUAACAAAAGAAGACAUUGUGAUUGGCAAUGAUGAAGUUGAUAGAAAAUUUUUGACUCCUUGCGGUCCUGUGUAUACAGAGUAUCACGAAUGUUUGAAAUAAAAUUAUGGAGAUGUCCUCAUCUGUGAUAAAUUUAGAGAGAAGAUGAUUGAAUGUGAAGUUAGUCAAGGAUUUUUCAAAUAUGACGUAUCUGAAAUAAGAAAAAGAAGAUAAAAACUCCAUGGUAGUGAUGCUUGAUAGAUUAAUUAUUAAAGAAGAAUUAUAGCUCAUCAUUAUUAUUA
This is a messenger RNA of Paramecium tetraurelia, 326 nucleotides long. RefSeq lists its product as uncharacterized. The transcript has 3 exons. The record is from RefSeq and is a predicted model, not a curated record. NCBI's taxonomy places the organism in Eukaryota, Ciliophora, Oligohymenophorea, Peniculida, Parameciidae.